GAUUCACCAAUGAACUUGAGGAACCCACAUGAUUUGGUAAUACUGAUGAGACAAGAAACCACCGUUAACUACCUCAAAGAACUCGAGAAACAGUUAGUUGCUCAAAAGAUUCAUAUAGAGGAAAAUGAGGAUCGAGACACAGGGCUGGAACAAAGGCAUAAUAAAGAGGAUCCGGACUGCAUUAAAGCAAAGGUGCCCUUGGGGGACCUAGAUCUAUACGAUGGCACGUACAUCACCUUAGAGAGCAAAGAUAUCCGCCCUGAAGACUACAUAGACACAAAGUCGCCAGUGCCUCCAGACCUGCAGCAGCCAGACUGUACAAAAGUUUUAGAUCUUCCAUACAGUAUUCAUGCUUUUCAGCACUUACGGGGCGUCCAAGAAAGAGUUAAUCUUUCCGCGCCCUUGUUACCUAAAGAAGAUCCAAUCUUCACAUACUUAUCACGGAGGCUGGGAAGAAGUAUAGAGGAAAUAGGUCAUCGUAUUUACGACGGGCUAAUGAAGAACUCUUCUUCCUGGGUACUCUACAACAUGGCUUCUUUUUACUGGCGAAUAAAGAACGAGCCCUACCAAGUGGUCGAAUGUGCCAUGCGUGCCCUGCAUUUUUCUUCAAGGCAAAAUAAAGAUAUUGCACUGGUAAAUUUGGCAAAUAUUCUUCACCGGGCUCACUUCUCUGCAGAUGCAGCUAUUGUGGUCCAUGCAGCUCUGGAUUACAGUGACUUCUUUACCAGCUAUUACACUCUGGGAAAUAUAUACGCAAUGCUUGGAGAGUACAACCACUCGGUCCUGUGUUAUGAUCAUGCUCUGCAGGCCAAGCCAGGGUUUGAACAAGCUGUAAAAAGGAAGCACGCUGUCCUGUGCCAGCAAAAACUUGAGCAAAAACUGGAAGCCCAGCAUAGGUCGCUGCAGCGAACGUUAAACGAAUUGAAGGAAUACCAGAAGCAACAUGACCACUACCUUAGGCAGCAAGAUGUUUUAGACAAGUACAAGCUCAUCCAGGAGGAGCAAAUCUUGAGGAACAUCAUUCACGAGACACAGAUGGCAAAAGAAGCUCAAUUAGGGAACCAUCAGAUUUGCAGACUGGGCAACCAGCAGCACAGCUUGCACUGCCAGUGGGACCAACCUGUUCGUUAUCACCGCGGAGACAUUUUUGAAAACGUGGAAUAUGUUCAGUUCGGUGAAGACUCUUCAACGUCUGGUAUGACAUCGGUGAACUUGGACCUUCACGCAAACCAAAGCGACCAGAGCCACUCCUUGCAGUCUUCCCCCGUUGCUCGUUCGAUUGUUUCAGUGUGGAAUGUAGAAUCCAACCGAGACAAACAGCAUAUUCUUUGGCCUCAGCGAUCAGAGUGCAUGAAAUCUUUCCCCAAGAUUCCUGAUCCAGAGGAACUGCCAACUUAUUUCCUGCCUCCGGAAAACAGAGGAUUCCGGUAA
This is a messenger RNA of Apaloderma vittatum (bar-tailed trogon), 1431 nucleotides long. RefSeq names its product tetratricopeptide repeat protein 17-like. Gene Ontology annotation, cellular component: actin cytoskeleton; cytoplasm. Bases 10 to 1431 code for a protein of 473 amino acids. The transcript is spliced from 11 exons. Gene Ontology annotation, molecular function: protein binding. The record is from RefSeq and is a predicted model, not a curated record. Gene Ontology annotation, biological process: actin filament polymerization; cilium organization. Lineage: Eukaryota; Metazoa; Chordata; Aves; Trogoniformes; Trogonidae.